Messenger RNA from Nomascus leucogenys (northern white-cheeked gibbon), 2105 nucleotides. It is a transcript of the gene C8H8orf58, whose product is annotated as chromosome 8 C8orf58 homolog. The record is from RefSeq and is a predicted model, not a curated record. NCBI's taxonomy places the organism in Eukaryota, Metazoa, Chordata, Mammalia, Primates, Hylobatidae.
CUCUCCCCCCUAGGCCACGCCCCCCUCCGCCCCGCCCUCCGCCCCCCAGCCCCGCUGGGAGUGUCCGGGGGCCGCGCCCAGCUGGGUCGGGACGCGCGCCCUGAGCUGCCCGAGCUCCGCGGGGACUCGGGCCGGGAUCCUCGGGCGGCUGCAGCGGCCGGGGCCGGGGCCGGGAGCGGGCCAUGAUGGGCCGGCGGCGCGCCUUCGCCGUGGACGGCCGGGAUGGGGCUGGCGAGGGCCUGGCACGGGGCUGCAUAGUGCCUGGAGUCACCAGCACCUACAGACGGAUCCCUGACGCUGCCCACGGGAGCUCAUCCUGGGAGAGAGGUGACAAGCUCAGAGUCAGCAGGGAGGCACUGUUUCUCAAACUGUCCUCCCGGGACUCAGGAGUGGAGAUGGCAGUUGGGGACAGCCCCCUGGCCGCCUUACCGGGCCUUUCUCAGGACUCCCUGGACUUUGAAUCCUCAGGGAGUCCUGAGCCCCCGGGCCAGGUGGGCCGGCUCCUGGCCAGCCAGAAGCUGGGGCAGGUGCUGGAGCGCUCCCUCCGGCUCCCAACAGCUCCCGCCAGCUUGUCAGGACAACACCACUCCCAGCGGCCGGCGAGCAAGCCUGAGCAUGAAGUGCCCCUUUUUGGAGCAGGAGAACAGGAGUCCAUGGAGGCAGACACAGACCUAGAGGCAGGCCUGGAAGAAGAGGCGGUGGGGGGCCUGGGGCCUGGAGCCUGGGCCUGCCUCCCGGGGCAGGGUCUUCGCUAUCUGGAACACCUGUGCCUGGUGCUGGAGCAGAUGGCAAGGCUCCAGCAGCUCUACCUGCAGUUGCGGAUCCAGAGGCCCCCAGGGGAUCCCAGCGAGGAGGAGUCGACCCGAGCCCCUUUACCAUCCCCCUUACAAGCCCCAGGCAAUGGGGGGCAGCGGCCAUGGGAGCUGCUAAGCCAGAUAGAGCAGACAGGGGCAAAGGCUGCUUCACUCCCAAAGGUGGAGGUGCCCAGUGCCAACCUUCCCAGGCUGCCAGAAACCCCAGUGGAGCCAACAUACCACUUGCCAUCCUCCCAAGGACACAAGCGGGAUAUCUCCCACUGGGACAAGGUCAAGGUCCUGCUCAACCGGAUCUGCCGGAGAAGCCACCACCACCCUGAGCCCCCUGCCCCUCCUGAUGGCUCUGACCCCAGGAUCGAGUCCAGGGACCUCCCUGAAAGGCCUCAGUGCCGCCCCCACCGGAAGACCUUUAUGCCGUCAUUAGUGAUUAAGAAGCAACGCAAAAAGCCUUUCUGUAGGCUGAGACCUCUCGGUGCACCUGGUGACCCUGGGUGGAGGGGACUUGCUGUGAAGUCUUCCUCGCCCUUUGCCCGCUUGCUGCUUCUCCACAUUGCCAGGAAAAGCUGCUGACGCCUGCCCUCCUCUCUUGAGUUGAGGGCUGAAUCUUUCUCCUCUAAGCAGUCUGGUCAGGAGCCCUGGUUUGUUGAGAGGUCCCCAAGAUGCAGCAGCUCCAGGGCUCUUCCUCCUCACCAGAAAUCCCUGGGCUUCCACAAUGUGAACUCACUCAUUAUCAGGUGUCCGUGGAGUGUUUUUGGCACGGUGACCUGUCUGGGCCCAGCAUGUUGCAGAUGUGUAUUUAUGCGCAAUGGUAUGCAUAUCUCUGUGUGACUGUCAGUGUUGCAAGCUGGCUGGAUCCAACCAUCUCUUCUGAAAUAAUGCAUCCAAAGGGUUGAUAUUCUGGGGGAGGUCACUGCAGAAGGAUGGAACUGACCUUUAUUCCCCAGUGGGCAGUGACUGAGCUUUCCUCCUCAGAGCCAUGCUGGCAGCCCUGGGACAGAGAACGGUGUGGCUUUGGCUGUCUCUGCAUGGAAUCUUGCCCCAGACUCCUGAAAACUGCACCAGGAAUGAGGAAGAUCAGGGACAACCUGGGAACUGAAUAACUUUCAAAGCCAGUGCUCAGCUUCUCUGCUCUGUACUAGCGUUUACAGGUCCUAACUCAAACCAGAUGCCUGUACUAGUUUUUAGACCCUAAGUCAACCUUUCUGAGCCACAGCUUCCUGCUGGGAAUAUUGACGCCUGCCCUACCUACCUCACAGACUUGUUAUGAGGAUAAAGUGAGAUUAAACUGCC